Messenger RNA from Marasmius oreades (fairy-ring Marasmius), 1091 nucleotides. RefSeq lists its product as uncharacterized. The record is from RefSeq and is a predicted model, not a curated record. The coding region runs from base 384 to 986 and encodes 200 amino acids. Gene Ontology annotation, cellular component: intracellular anatomical structure. NCBI's taxonomy places the organism in Eukaryota, Fungi, Basidiomycota, Agaricomycetes, Agaricales, Marasmiaceae. The transcript is spliced from 2 exons. Gene Ontology annotation, molecular function: pyridoxal phosphate binding.
CGAUUUCUUCUGCCUUCCUUCAGAUUGACUCACAGAAUAACUCUACAGAAUCGUACAAACUCUCAGUUGUCCUCCAUGAGCUCCUUCACUCCAUCUUUCGACAGAGCAACCAGCGAACGUGUUGAAGAAAUCCGCAACAAUCUAAAUGAAAUCCGGCAACGCGUCGACGCUGCUAGUACAUCGUCUACAACACUAGUGGCCGUCUCAAAAUACAAGCAUUCUUCGGACAUCUUGGUCUGCUAUGAGCAUGGACAGCUAAAUUUUGGAGAGAACUACGUCCAAGAGUUGGUCGAUAAAUCAAAGAUCCUUCCGACCGAUAUUCAGUGGCACUUCAUUGGCACUCUUCAAUCAAAUAAAGCAAAACUUCUCGCUUGUGCGUCGCAAUGAUUUACGAAUACACAAGGUCAGCUAAAUCUCAAAACGGUUCUUCACAAAUAGCAAUACCGAAUCUACACACUGUCCAGACACUAUCAUCAGAGAAGACAGCCAAUGCGUUGAAUAAAUCACUACCUGAGGAUCGGAGUGCUCGCCUUAACGUACUCAUACAAAUCAACACAUCCGGCGAGGACUCCAAAUCUGGCGUUCCACCUCUUUUUCGAGGAUCACCAGGAGAUGCGGAUGGAGGCGAGCUCAAGCAGCUGGCGAAACACAUUGUUUUGAAGUGCCCUAAUCUUCGGCUUCAGGGUCUCAUGACAAUCGGAGCUUUGGAACUUUCGUUAACCGCCACUGAAACGGAGAAGAACGCAGAUUUUGAGCGAUUGAAGGAGACUCGCGACCUACUCUCUGAGUGGCUUGUGCGAGAGUUGGGAGAUGAAGCGAAGGGUAGAUGGGGCGCAGGUGAAGGUCGGUUGGUGCUCAGUAUGGGGAUGUCGAGCGAUUUCGAAGCUGCUCUGAAGGCUGGUAGCGAUAUAGUUCGGGUGGGUACUGGGAUUUUUGGCCAAAGGAAAACGAAGGAUGAGGUCAAGGUUUCUGCGGCGAGUUCGUAACCAUCGAAUCAUGCAGGUGUUGUUGGUAUAGGAUACAGAUCACAAAUGUACACAAAACUCACAAAUAGCAUGGUAAUAGAACAUAAUACUUUGUACAGGGUGCAA